Parnassius apollo (apollo) is the source of this 1131-nucleotide messenger RNA. The record is from the annotation of a GenBank genome assembly. Lineage: Eukaryota; Metazoa; Arthropoda; Insecta; Lepidoptera; Papilionidae.
AUGUACAACGGUCACGGUGGAGUAAACCAACUGGGUGGAGUAUUUGUCAACGGAAGGCCACUGCCCGAUGUAGUCCGGCAGCGAAUAGUGGAGCUCGCCCACAGUGGUGUGAGACCUUGUGACAUCAGUCGACAGCUUCGAGUGUCGCACGGUUGCGUCUCUAAGAUACUGUCAAGGUACUAUGAGACGGGCAGCUUCAAGGCCGGCGUCAUAGGCGGCUCUAAGCCUAAAGUCGCAACUCCACCCGUGGUUGACGCCAUCGCAGCGUACAAGAGAGAAAACCCUACCAUGUUUGCCUGGGAGAUCAGAGAUCGGCUCCUCAGUGAAGGAAUUUGCAGUCAGGACAACGUGCCCUCAGUUUCCAGUAUCAAUAGGAUUGUUCGUAACAAAGCAGCAGAAAAGGCUAAGCACGCCCACAACCAGCAACAGCAACAACAACAGGAACAAGAGAUCAGCUCAGCGCAAGGCAGUGUUGUCUCUGUAAUAACGCACGCUGGCAACGCCCCUGGAACCACAGCCGUGCUGUCACCAACCACAGAUCAGCAUGUAACCAACACGGGUAGCUACAGCAUCAACGGUAUCCUCGGCAUCGAACAAGUCGAAGGAUUGCAUAAUGGAACCGCAACGGGACUGAAGAGGAAAAGGCACGAGGACCAAGAUGAGAAUAGAGACUUCAACAGCCACUCCGAGGAUGACGUCAAGAGACAGCGAAGUCAUUACAAUGGCGACCAAAUAUAUUCAAACCUAUGGUCUUCGAAGUGGAGCCUGAAGGAUGAGUACAAGCUCCUGUCGGAGUUGGGCAGCGCUGGCGGCGCGGGCGGCUACUACGGAGAACUGUUCGACGCGCCCUACGAGCACGCAGCGCACCCGCACUACACACCGCACUCCGCAACCAACGAUUCGACUGGCUCAAACGCUGCCGGUGAGCCUCCAUCGGCGGCAGCGAGUCCGGACGCAGCUGCGCUUGUUGUGUUGCAACCACCAGCACCGCCUUAUCCACCUUACGCUCACUACGACGGCACUACAACUCUAGCAAGCGAGUACGCGUACGCGGCGCCCUACUCACAGUACUCGCCUUACGGAGGCCCGUACUCACAUUCCGCUGCAACGGGGUUGCUGUCCAAGUGGUAA